Messenger RNA from Cladocopium goreaui, 1544 nucleotides. NCBI's taxonomy places the organism in Eukaryota, Dinophyceae, Suessiales, Symbiodiniaceae. The record is from the annotation of a GenBank genome assembly.
ACCGUGCCUGUGCCAUUCGCACCAUUCGCUGCUGUGGCGAAGAUUGAGGGCUCGAUGAGCUUCGAAGAAUUGUGGCCGGAGUAUGAGGCGAAGAUGAAGGCUGGUGGAAAGGAAAGUGCCAGCGAUGCAGCCAUCAGCGCCUUCAAGUACAACUUCAAGGUCUUGGCCUCGGGUGCCAGCACGAUGAUCCCGGAGUCUCAACUGGAGCCUGUGGCCGCGUUGCCAGACUUGGAGGCCCUGAACAUCUCAGUGGAUCCAGCACUGCUCAAAGAGACGGUGGUGUUAAAACUGAAUGGCGGCUUGGGCACCAGCAUGGGCCUCGAUAAGGCCAAGUCACUUUUGCAUGUGACCGACGGAAAUACCUUCUUGGAUCUCAUAGCAAAGCAGGUGGAUUGGAUGAAGAAGAAAUACAGCAUGCCAGACCUGAAGUUCAUGCUCAUGAAUUCCUUCUCCACCUCGGCAGAUACACUGCAGGCCUUGUCGAAAUAUCCCGACCUUGGCGGCGAAGAUUUGGAGUUCGUCCAAAACAAAGCGCCCAAGGUGGCAGCCGAAAACUUGAAGCCAGUGGUGUGGCCCGCCGAUCCAGGCCACGAGUGGUGUCCCCCUGGCCAUGGAGAUCUCUAUCCAGCCAUGUUAGGAAGUGGGGCCCUGGACAAGCUCCUGGCGCAAGGAGUGAAGUACAUGUUCGUGUCCAACUCAGACAAUUUGGGCGCCACACUGGACCUGAAGCUCUUGACCCACUUCGCACAGUCAGGUGCACCUUUUCUGAUGGAAGUUGCUGCGCGCACAGAUGCGGAUAAAAAAGGAGGACAUCUGGCUGUACUGAAGGGCGGCGGUCUGACGCUUCGAGAAUCCGCGCAGUGCCCAAAGGAGGAUGAAAAGGCCUUCCAGGAUGUCUCCAAGUAUGCCUACUUCAAUACCAACAAUCUUUGGGUUCAUUUGGGCAAACUCAAAGAGCUGUUUGACAAGAGCGGUGGAGCACUGCCAUUGCCGGUGAUGAAGAACGACAAGACAGUGGAUCCGAGAGACAAGAAAUCGACCAAAGUCAUUCAGCUCGAAACUGCCAUGGGUGCAGCCAUUUCCUGCUUCGAAGGAGCCCAGGCCAUUCGAAUCCCAAGAUCACGUUUCGCACCAGUGAAAAAGUGCGAUGAUUUGUUGGCCCUGCGAUCAGAUGCCUACAAGUUGACGGAGGACUUCCGCAUCGAGUUGAUCCCCGAACGCCAAGGGGUGCCGCCCAUUGUGAAACUGGACGACCUCUACAAAUUUGUGGAUGGUUUGGAGAAGUUGAUCCCCAAUGGUGUGCCCAGUUUGAAGGAUUGCACCUCACUGAAAGUAGAAGGUCCCAUGGAAUUUGCACCUGGUGUCAUCAUCCGGGGCAAAGUGGUCUUCAAGAACUCAUUUUGCCCAUUCAGCUCGGAGAAGAAAGUGAUAGCCGCAAGAGUUUAUCAGAACGAGGUCGUCGAACUGUCAUGACUAAUGACGCGACUGUAGACUCACAAUGUUUUUUUGAUGGUGGUUUCAAGCAUUUGUUAUGUCCUUUUUGG